Messenger RNA from Colius striatus (speckled mousebird), 2109 nucleotides. Its product is annotated as calpain-13. The transcript has 20 exons. Bases 49 to 2109 code for a protein of 686 amino acids. The record is from RefSeq and is a predicted model, not a curated record. NCBI's taxonomy places the organism in Eukaryota, Metazoa, Chordata, Aves, Coliiformes, Coliidae. Gene Ontology annotation, cellular component: cytoplasm. Gene Ontology annotation, molecular function: calcium ion binding; calcium-dependent cysteine-type endopeptidase activity. Gene Ontology annotation, biological process: proteolysis.
GGUGUUGGCUGGAGAGUUACACCGGAGGCAUUGCAGGAAAGGGGCCCAAUGUUUGCCUCCGGCUCUCCUCCGAACCUGGAGGAGGACUCUCAAAAAACAGGUGCAACAGGAAGCCUCCAGAACGUGAAGAAAUUUAAUAACCAGGACUUUGACCACCUGCGAGCCUUGUGUCUGAGGCAAGGACUGCUUUUUGAGGAUGCCACCUUCCCUGCUCACAUCAGCUCCAUUGGUCUCAACCUGCUCCCAGGGGAUCAGCUGCAACAAAUAAAAUGGAAGAGGCCAAUUGAACUUCAGAUAAAUCCUCAUUUGAUCAUGGAUGGAGUUAGCAGAUUUGAUAUCAUGCAAGGAGAAAUAGGUGACUGCUGGAUGCUGGCUGCCCUGGGCUCCCUGACAAUGCAGAAGCAGUUUUUGCAAAAUGUUUUACCAAAGGACCAAGGAUUUCAGGGCAAUUAUGCUGGGAUUUUUCAUUUCCGGUUCUGGCAGUAUGGAGACUGGGUGGAUGUAGUGAUAGAUGACCGGCUGCCGUUCCUAAAUGGAAGAUACCUGUCUGUACACCCUCGAACGUCAAAUGAAUUCUGGCCAUCCUUGCUGGAAAAAGCCUAUGCCAAAUUGCAGGGCUCCUACCAGAACUUGCACGGAGGCUACCUUUCUGAUGCUUUAGUAGACUUUACAGGGGGAGUCCAAAUGGAGUUUUCAUUGAAGAGACCCCCUCCUGAUCUGGAGGAGAUCCUGAAAGCAGCUGGCAAAUCUCAGUGUCUGGUGGGGUGUAGCACCUCAGGCCAGAUGAGGAGAAACAUGGAGCUGAGAAAUGGAAUUGUACAGGGUCAUGCCUACACUGUCACAGGAGCUGUGAAGCUACGCUACAAGAAUGGCUGGAAACACAUCAUCAGAAUCUGGAAUCCGUGGGGCCAUGGGGAGUGGAAGGGGCCUUGGAGUGAUGACUCUCCCCAGUGGGACCACGUUGAGCCUAAAUACAGAGAAGAACUCCUCAGGAACAAGGAUGAUGGAGAAUUCUGGAUGUCUUGUGAAAACUUCCAGGAGCAGUUUUCCUGGGUGUGUAUAUGUAACACCAGCCCAACCUUUCUGGACUUUGGAGAUCAGCACCGCACAACAUGGUCUGUGGACAGGCACAUCAACCUGUGGAGUCCAGCCCUUGCUGCAGGUAAUGGAUAUUUCCCAGCAGGCACAGUUUCAAGGAACCUCCAGUAUUUUUUCCAAGUGCCAGAUUUUGACUCCAAAAACUAUAAUGUAGUAAUUUCGCUCAUGCAAAAACAUGCUGAGGAUACGCCGCAUGCAAAAAACCUGAAGAUUGGAUUUUUGAUCACCACGGGGAGCUCCCAAGUUCUGAAACAAGGUUUUUCUCCAAUUCGAGAUGUGACCAGCUGCUUUAUCUUGAAUCCAGGAACCUAUGCUGUCAUUCCUGCUACAACAGAGGGCCAAGAAUUUGAAUUUCUCUUACGAAUUUUCGUGAAGAAUCAAGACUUCAACGAGAACUCGGACUCCUCAGCCAGCACAGUGCUGCCAAUGGAUGUACCACGGGAAAACCUGGACAGUUCCUAUAAGGCUGUCUUCCUGAAAUAUGCUAAACAGGGCUCAGCUAUCGAUGCCUCGCAGCUGCAAGAACUCCUUAACAAAGUGCUCCUGCAAGAUGAAAUGACCGGCCUGGGAGGAAGAUUCAGCUUCGAUUCAUGCAGAGGCAUUUUAGCUCUGAUGGAUCUCAACUCAAACGGACAACUCACAAUGCAGGAGUUUGGGACCCUCUGGCGAAAAAUCACGAAGUACAUGGAUAUCUUCAGCAAGGAAGACAGAAAUCAUUCUGGAUAUCUCGAUGUGUCUGAAAUGAAGAGCGCAAUACAGAGAGCAGGUCUGGCUGCCAGUGAGCAACUCCUGCAGCUCAUGGCCUUGCGAUAUGGUGAUACUACCAGGAGAAUUGGCUUCUGUGACUUUGUGUGCUGCAUGCUGCGCUUUGAAACCAUGACCUAUGCAUUUGAAAACUUGGCAGACGGUGGAUCACAAAUUGUGAUGACAGCAAUGGAGGUAAGAAUGCUUCGUCUUUCUUCUCCCUCCAGGUCCAAAGUGGGACCACUGAGUAUGUUAGCAGGAGAGUGA